Molecule: messenger RNA, 2007 nt
Organism: Musa acuminata AAA Group (dessert banana)
Lineage: Eukaryota; Viridiplantae; Streptophyta; Magnoliopsida; Zingiberales; Musaceae
Product: vegetative cell wall protein gp1-like
Exons: 3
Coding region: 1-2007 (668 amino acids)
Biological process (GO): mRNA alternative polyadenylation
Cellular component (GO): mRNA cleavage and polyadenylation specificity factor complex
Molecular function (GO): mRNA binding
Source: RefSeq, a predicted model, not a curated record
AUGCACCGGAGGGAAAGUACCGCCAACGGUGACGACCAACCGCAUGGCGAUGACUUCCAGCGGAGCGAAGAAGCCGUACGUCCCCGCGACGGCAAUGAGAGGCGGGUCGACCCCUCCACGCCACCGCCAUCCCUUACGUCUCCGCACGAGCAGUCCCGUUCGGAGUACGACGAACAUUACGGCGACCUCAGCAUCGGCGAGGACUUCGACCGGAGCGAAGAAGCCGUGGGUAUCCGGGACGGAAAUGUGAGGCGGACCGACCCCUCCACGGUGCCGCCGACGCCGCCUCCGGGAAAUGAGCGUUUGGGUUCCGCAAGCCGAGGUGCUGGUAGCGCCGGAGAGGCGGAGCUCUGCAAGUAUGGGCGUGUGAAGGAAAUAAAAUUCGAUGUGUGGGACAACGGGAAAUCGAAUGGCAUGUGCAUCGUCGAUUUCUACGACCCCAUGGCCGCGGCUGCCUGCAGGGAUGGCAUGAACGGGCACGUUUUUAACGACCGACCGUGCGUCGUUGAGUGGGCGCCGCCGCCUAUAGUUCCCCGGACGUUGGCAUUGCCGGCACAACCACGAGGGAGCGGAGGAGGAGAUGGGUCGAUGCUUCCCUGUCCCCGAGUUGCGGCGGCUCCUCCUCCUCCUCCUCCUCGUCCCGCCGCGGCUCCUCCUCCACCUGCGGCGGCUCCUGUGAACCUGGUUUUCUUUGGAACUCCCCCUCCUCCUGUGAACCUGGCUUCGAUGCUUCCAUGUCUCCUAGUUACGGCUCCUCCUCCAUCUCCCCGACUUGCGGCUCCUCUUCCUCCUCCUCCUUCUAUGAACCAGGCUUCCUUUGGGUCGAUGCUUCCAUGUUCCCCAGUUGUGGCUCUUCCUCCUCCUGUGAAUCCGUCUUUCUUUGGAUCGAUGCUUCAAUGUCCCCCAGUCUCGGCUGCUCCUCUUCUUUCUCCUAUUGUGAACCCGGCUGCUACAUGUCCCCCAGUUUGGGCUGCUCCUCUUUCUCCUACUGUGAACCCGGCAUUCUUUGGAUCGAUGCUUCAAUGGCCCCAAGUUUCGUCUGCGGCUACUGUGAACCCGGCUGCUACAUGUCCCCCAGUUUGGGCUGCUCCUCUUUCUCCUACUGUGAACCCGGCAUUCUUUGGAUCGAUGCUUCAAUGGCCCCAAGUUUCGUCUGCUCCAUGUCCCCCAGUUUUGGCCGCUGCUCGUUCUCAUCCUACUGUGAACCCGGCUGCUACAUGUCCCCCAGUUUGGGCUGCUCCUCUUUCUCCUACUGUGAACCCGGCAUUCUUUGGAUCGAUGCUUCAAUGUCCCCCAGUUUCGUCUGCGGCUCCUCUUUCCCCUCCUACUGUGAACCCGGCUGCUCCGUGUCCCCCAGUUUCGGCCGCUGCUCGUUCUCCUCCGACUGUGAACCCGGCUGCUACAUGUCCCCCAGUUUGGGCUGCUCCUCUUUCUCCUACUGUGAACCCGGCAUUCUUUGGAUCGAUGCUUCAAUGGCCCUCAGUUUCGUCUGCGGCUCCUCUUUCCCCUCCUACUGUGAACCCGGCUGCUCCAUGCCCCCCGGUUUCGGCUGCUCCUCUUACUGUGAACCCGGGUUUCUUUGUAUCGAUGCUUCCUACUGUGAACCCGGCUUUCCUCGGGUCGGAAACGACGUCUGCUGGAGCGGCUGAGAUGUGGCCAAAUCCUGGAAUUGGGGCGCGGUGGGGAGUUGAAGAGCAGCCGAGCAAAGGGGAAGAUUCUGUGCAACAGGGAGAAGCGAGCAACGAGAAGAAGGAUAGGGCGAAGCCGGAAACAGAUCGGGAGACACAGCGUGAUACAGAAACGGGGCAGAGCAGGAGCCGGGAAGUGGAGAGGGACGAAACGCCGCGGGAGAGACGUAGGGAGGAGAGCGACGGGGGAAGGCGAGAAGAUGCCCGAAAGGGAUCGGCACGGCGCUGGGUACAGGCAUGCCGACCGUCACAGUCAUCGGGUUGGUCUGCAGCAGGGAGAAGGAUUGGUCAGACGGACAUGACGGAGUGGAGAUGGUGA